This is a messenger RNA of Phytomonas sp. EM1, 14472 nucleotides long. NCBI's taxonomy places the organism in Eukaryota, Euglenozoa, Kinetoplastea, Trypanosomatida, Trypanosomatidae. The record is from the annotation of a GenBank genome assembly.
AUGUCAAAGCUGUCAGCAGAUCGUCCUCCACACGAAUUCGCAUCCCCUCCAGCAGCAGCAACAAAUCUUUUAGGGGAAGCGGGGAGGCUGUCGUCCCCUCGUGCUCAGCUCUCUCCACCUCAUUCUUCGUUUCCUUUGAGUGGGCGUCAAACGUACUUAAAAGGGCGUUUAGAAGAUAAAAAAACCACGAAAGAAGAUGGGUUUACUCGUUUGUCGCCAUCAGUGCAUUUUCAGAAUCUUGCGCAAUCAUCUACUACCACCACAUCAACUGCGCCACGAAGCAUGACGACAUCCAGUAUGGGGAGACCGAGUGAGGAGUGCUCGCGACUACAGCUCUCAGAGAACUUUUCCGAACUUUGUGUGUGCUCUGAAGAGAACUUUAACAUGUGGCUGAUAGACGUUGUUGUGGGUAUUCCACCGUUGUCUGGGCAAGCCAAUAGCCAAGUGGAGGAUAGUGAUAACGAUGCGCCUCCGUAUUUAAAGAAGAAAAAUGGUCUGAAUGUAGCCUUUGACAAGCUCCAACAGGCGAUUGUUGCGCUUGAGAGGUAUCAAUACAAGUUACUGGGGCAAACCCAUAUAUUAGACGCUUACUAUGAGGCGCUAGAGGAGGAUAUCCGGCAGGGCAACGACCCCCUUCGAAAAAAUUCAGAGUUUCACUAUCACCUCCGGGAAAGUCGACGCGCAGGGGUCAAAGGAAAGUAUGCAUUCGAGCAAAAGAACAUCCAUAGUCGUUUGGAAAAACUUUAUUAUGUAGUUAGCAAAUUAGAAGCCACGAAGGACUUUCGGACGUUGAAGAUUCCCAUCGCGCCGACGGCCACCAUGGGUGACGUCUACACCCCGGACAAGUCCAGCACGGCGGUGUCUAAGGAUAAAGAAGUCCUUGGCAUUGGAGAGAACCCGUUGGGUGUCGCGCAUGCCGUCUUAAAUGCCCUCCCUCCUUCCCAACAGGGGGGCACAUCCGCCGAUUUCUCGCUCGUCGACAUCCCCUACCCGCCGCUAAAAGGGCUGCCCCCGUUUCUGGGCAGCUUUCGCGAACCCGAUGGGGGUUCGAUGGGUGGAAAGCACCAGAACGACAGGGAUUCUCCACGACGGCAAGCGAUCCCCCCAAACCCGUUAGCGUUUCAUGAGUGGCGGCAAUCCCUUGAGACCCUCGAGCGCAGGGCGAAGGAGCUGCAGGAUCGCCUUGCGCUCCCGCUCCCCGCGAGUGAGGUGAUCUCACGGCUACGAAAUGAACUGCUUUUUUCCUUUUCCGCGCGGGUGUUGGCGUUACGGGAUUCCAACAAGACGUGGGGCUGCCGCCGCGUGAAACGCGCGGUGGAAACGCGAACGACGGCGGAUCCUCCUCCUUCUUAUUCUGCUGCUACGUCUUCGCUUUCCCUUCCCCCUUUGCCCGCACCCGACGCGCCGUCGUCGUCGUUUUUUCACCGCCGUGUAGGGGGGAGUACGGGGUCUUUCGUGGAGUGGUACGUGAACGAGAUCGUCGAUCCGUUCGCGUUGCGGCAGCUUCUCACGAUGGUGCCGCUGGAUUCCGUUGUUACGACGACGUGUCGGCUGAUUUACGCGCGCGAAGCGCAACAACAGCAUCAACAGUAUCAACAACAACAACAGCCACAGCAUCCCGCGCGGCGAAUCGCGCUCAGCGGCGAAAAAGGCUCCCCGCGGCGGUUGAAAAUAGCCACCCCUGAGGGGGUUGCUGUGGGGGAGGCUGCGGCGCCGCUGCCCGCCGAUUUAGCGGCGCUGCCGGAUCUCUCGCACGUCGUGCUCUGCGCGAUUCAGGAAGGUCGCGUCGGUGCCUUCGCCAAGCUCAUCCUCUCCUCCGUUGUUUCUUUCCUCGAUGCGCGUUAUUUAGCGCUCACGAAAGUGUUGUUUUUUUAUGCGGCGUUGCUGAGCGGGCAGAUCGAUUUGGUGGAGUGCAUGCUAGGGUGUGAGUUCUUUCACGACCAAGCCUUGCAUGUUCUUUUGUUUUUAAGCAUGAACGCGCACGACGCGGAUUGCGCGGCGUUCCUUGAUGCACAGCUUCACCUGGUGAAGGCGACGUUACUGGAGUAUCAGGAGUCCGCCGACGAAAAUUGCACGGUCGGAAAGCCGCUGAGCGGUAAAAUCUUGCAGGACGCCUCCUUAGCGAGCGAGGAAAGCGGGCAGCAGUUGUUGGAGCAGUCCUCAUUGCUAUUUCUGCAGCACGAUACUUCUGAGCUUGUCGACAACGAUAGAGACAACCCGAGUGAGAAUAAAGAGGAGAACUUCUUGUUUAACUCAAAGCAAACGCUAUCAUUCGAGGAUGAAAAUCAGGAAACGGAGUCGAAAGGAGAUGAAGACGCGUUGUUGACCUACUACGGUGGCUACGAUCGGCUCAAUCGCUCGAGCUCUCUGAGGAGUAACGCCUCGCCUUUUUCAUCAUUUUUGGAUGGUUCCGUGCAGCGGCUUCGGCUUUUUUUGCAGGUUCGACGGCUAGCGUUGGAUAAGGAAAAAAGAGAGAAGAGUCCCCUCAAUAUCGAUACGGCGAUCCACUCCUCCACACAGGAAGCCCUUUUGCACAAUUUCGCCAAAAAGAUCGAGGAGCGACUGGAGCGGGCGCAUCUAAAGGAGGUCGUCAGUGGGGAGGGGCCGAAAAAUACCCUGGAGGAGCCCCAUGAUGAGAUCUCGUUUAACGAUCUUCUGCUUCAUGGGAUGUUGGAUGCGUGGUCGAUUGGAUCGCCGGAUGCGAUAACGAUGCCUUCCUAUUCGACGCUGUAUUUACGUCGGGUGGGGUUGCGCGGGUAUGUUCCUCUUCGUCCGACGGCGCGGCCUAUCCUCGUGCGGGGGGAUACCUAUGUGGAGCUUCUUGAGCCGACUAUGGGGGUUUUUCCUUCGAGAUCCUGCGGCCACUCCACGCCCUUACCGAAGGCAACGCGAUCGAAGGCCGGGAAAGCGCGUCUUCACGGCAACAGAAGCGUUUUUUACUACGAAGGGAAGGUCUCCGUGGACUUCCUCUUGCCCCCCGUAAGAAGGGGGGGUGCUGGGGCGCAUCCGAUGACAAACAUCACGAUGGGUUGGUGUACGGAGGAGGUGGCAUCGCUCGGGAAAGAAGGGGGACGACAUCCCCCCGCCCCUCCCAUCGACCCGGUCUCUGUUUUGCCCCCUCCAACGCGCGAGGGCAUCGUCGACGACGGAAAGCCGAACCCAGAGGAGCUGCUGUGUGGGGAGAUCCCUAGAAAUGGAUUAGGCGCGACACAAGGUGGGUUUGGCGUAUCCUUGCAGUUGAUUUACCAAAAGCCUCGAGAGCCGGCGGUGGUGCGGGAGACUGCAUCUUUCGUCGAGGAGGUGGAGGAGAUUGUGUGGGGCGUGUGGAGGCAUUGCAAUGGGGAAACGACGCCAGUGAUGCGGAACUUGACGGAUCCAACGAAACCACCAGAGAUGGUGUAUCUUCGCAUCCUUCGCCGUGAUAUCUGUCGUGGUACGAACCUCUGUCCUCGCCGUUUUGGCACAAUCUACCCCAAAGUGGAGGUGAUUACGAAAUCAGACCUUAAUCGCCCUCCGUAUGAAUCCGAUUGUGCAAAUCAGAGCGGUGGGAAAGGGUCUAACAGGGCUGGAGAGGAAAUUUCUACCUCCGAGCUGCCACCGUACGGGCAUCAGGGGGAAUAUGGGGUCCUGGUGGAUGAUGAGAUGCCAUUAUACGGCACCCAUGCGCUUAACUUUGGCUUUGCGUACGAUAUCGUGAAGGAUGAGGUAUCCCUGUUUGUCAACGGGGCGGCUUUAGGCGUGGUUUUUUCAAAGAUCAGCGCAACGACUUCAGGUUCUCCACGGUUCCGUCGUUUGUACCCUGCUGCAACUCUUUUGGCUACACAGGAGAUGGUUGAUGAGAUGCAGUUUCGUGUACUCGACAUGGAAGAAGACGAGGAUAUUGAGAGAGAAAAGCCAAGGCUGGGCGCCGCGCGAAAUGACCGCUUCAAAAAUGCCACCGAUGAACCCAACCAGAACGUUUUGGAAUCUGCAACCGUACUUCGUUUUGCCUUUGACAAGGAUAGCUUGAUUUUUUAUAAUACCAUCGAGGAGUAUUUCAACUUGAACAAAGCACUCAUUCGCCUCGGGGUUCGAGAUGAUGUGUCAGCGUACGGCGGUGCGCUCGGCUUGGAAAGAAAAGGCGCGAAGAGGUCUACCGCUUCGUUGAAGCCGUUGCAGCUCUUCGACCGUUCUUACAAGCUCCGCCUCUUGCUUCGCAUUUUGACGUCUUCCCACGCAUCUUUCACGUCUCUCAGCGCUCACCAAGCGGCCGAAAAUGCGGGAGUCGAGGGCGUUUCUGGGACGGAAAGUUCCGCGCUGAUGAUGUUCAGCUCGACAAUUCCGUCAGCCUCGACGCAUCCGGAGCUUAUCGGGACCUUCUCGAAACCACUCAUGCGAGGCGGGCAAAAUCGGAAGCCCGGCGAUGGAGGAUCUUUAGGACUCACCUUCCACUGCCCCGUAUGGAUUCCCCGACGUACAGGGGAUCCUCAUAACGUGAAAAAUGGUGGAUACUUCAUUGCUCCCUCCAAACCCAGACACUUCCUUCCAGGCGGCGCCGACGUGACACGUGGACGCGGCACGCAAGCUCACAUGAGAGCGAAUUACAGCCACUUUAUCGAGGGCAAAGACAAAGUAUACACGAUUAUCGCUGAAGACAUCCCCCUAUCACCUCUCUGUGCGGCUCUAGCCUUUAGACUACCCUAUAUAGCGUACGAUAUCCUUUCCAUAUCACCGCUGUCAGCGUUGCAUCUUUCGGACGAAACUACCGUCUUUUCGAAGGUGUCUAUUCAUUCUCGCCGAAUUGCUUUACUGGCCGCAUGUGCUCUGGGUUACGAAGAGGUGGUUCGAGUGCUGUGCAAGUUUAUCCCACCGCACGAAAUUCUUAAGCUCUUUGGCAUUCAAAUGACAAGUGACGAGUUGAAGCAGAUGCAGGAUGAUUUCUGCCGCCGAAAACAAACGGCCCUUCUUUCCUACGGUGGGGAGCGGUCUAUGCGCUAUGAUCGGUCGGAUUACUUUGAUGGUGACCCCUUUUGGGGCACUUCAUCGAUUUCAUCUAGCGAUUAUUCCAUCUUCUCAAGCAGUGUUUCUUUAGAUACCUUGUAUGUUGUGCGCAGGGGCUUGUAUACACCCCUACACUGCGCAUUGCUUGGAGGCAAUCACACGGAAUGCGCCAUGGUUCUGACAGACUUUCUCCAGAAGUGUCUCGCGCCCUCGACGCGUUCUCGAGCCGCGGUGCCGCCGCCGCAUUUAUCAUUUCUCAGCGAAGCCUUAAACAUGCUAACUCCUCUCGGGGAAUCCGCGUUGGCGAUGGCCGCUCGCCAUAACAACAUAGACUUAACAGUACGUUUGCUUGAGCUUGGUGCGAAGGCCACCGCUGUGGAUCGCUCCACGCGGGAGCACGUGCUUGAGAUUGCAUGUGCGAACGGCUGCGUGCCCAUCGCGCUUGCUCUUUUGGAUGCGCGGCGGGAAGGGCAAGACCGCUACGACGCUUCGUUGCUUAACCACGUUGGUGUGGCUUCAUGUUUGUGCUGGAGCGCGUUGAACAACCUGCCGGAGAUCAUUCCCUUACUCUUAAGUAGAGGGGCAGAUCCUCAAAUUAUGUUGGAGGAUAGCUCACCGCUGCUACUCGCGGUAACAUUCGGGAAUGAGCAGGCCGCGUUAGCGCUGCUGGAGCACACAUACAGCCGACAGGAGGUCGCGAAGCUUGUUCGACAGGAAAAUGAGGAUGCCCCUGGCUUAUCCGUACAAACUACGCUGGACUCGAGGUCGCUCGACGGCGCUGAGGUCGUAAAGAAGACGCAAACUAGGAAAGGACCUUUUCACGGCUCCGAGAAGCCGAUUCUCGACGUUGACGCCAUCGAACCCCGUUCCCAUUGCACCGCGCUGCAUAUCGCCUGUGAGCUCGGACAAAAGCAAGUGGUGCAGGUCCUCCUGAGCAAGGGGGCCUCGCUCGACAUUCGUAGCAAGACAAAUGGAUACACCCCGCUGCACACGGCCUUGCUGAACAACCAAGAGGACGUUGCCAUGACAUUACUGGCAUUUUCGAGAAACAAGCUGCGGCAUGGGAUGUGCGUUCUGGAUCUCUUGGCAUCCGACGUGGGCGGCAACACGACGUUGCACGUCGCCGCUCGCCAGGGCGCCUCGUCUGUCGUCGAGUACCUGCUCGAGCAGUUCAGCGACGAGGAAAUAUCUCGUCUAAGGGAGUUGCGUCCCUUCACCACACGAGAACCUGCUGUCGGGCUUAUUAGCGUGGCGAAUAACCAAGGACGAACCCCGCUGCUCGUUGCGAUUCACGCCGGGCACGCCUUCACCGCCCAGGUAAUCAUUUCUCUGACACCUCAAACCACCCAGCAGCCUGGCGGGCCGGUGAUCGAAGGGACGUGCGUUGCACUUCUGCAGGCGAUGAAGAACGGCCUGCACGAGGUCGUGAUGUCGAUGCUGACGCUUGGGAGUCAGGGUUUAUACCCUGCGAGCGAGGCGUUUCGUGAACGUUUCUUCGCGUUAUACAACCCCCUGCAGGAGGGAUCGGAGGACCCUGGAGGCGGGGGAAGUCAAGAGGCGGCCGAGUCUGAGACGGACAGUGGCAGAGACGACAGCCUCACAAACAGAAGCUCCGAGGCCUUCGAUGGGAGGCCCGUGUCGAGCAACAUCGCCGGGACGCUCACGAAUAGUAUGUCCACAUCUGUGCAGCGAGCCAACGAGGGCUCCGGCGGGAGAUCGGUCACCCGAAGCCGUUACCACACCGAGGCCGUCCGAGAGCGCAAUGGCCGGUCGUGUGUCAAUGUGAAGGCAACCAACUACACCGAGGCCCUCAUGUCGCGCACUCGGACGCAGACCAAAGGCCGAAAGAUCACCUCUUCCACGCAUUCCAUUAAAGCCAAGGAGGAACCCAUGGAUGGGAGAACGCAUGGGCAAACACGUCGUAGCUUCAUCAUGCGUGCACUUUUGGUGCGCGGGCGUGCGAUCACCCCUACAUCACCUCCUCAUGUAAUAUCGCAUCUUUUACGUGGGUUUGCCCUUCCUGAGGUGUUCCUUAUGUUGGAGCUUGUCUCAGCGGAGAGCCCAGUGGUUGGUAUUCAGAAUCCUUCCGCCAUGAUUCACGGUGAGGCGAUCACGGGAUUUCUUCAAGAGCAUUGCGAUGUGUACGUUGCACCUACGAGGGUCGUGCCUUUUUGUAAGGAGGUUUUUCAGUAUCUGCAGGAGCAUCUUUCUACUGAAAGUCAUCACUCCUCGCUAGCCACGCCUCAUCUAUGGUGGCUGAAUGAUGCACAGAUGCUCCAAACAUGGCGUGUAGCAUUGCAGAAGACGGCGAAGCUCAAGGAUAUCGAUGCCGAUUCCGCCUUAUGCCACCAACUCACGCAUGUUAUUCGAUUGUAUGGGCGACGGAAUAACGGCCUGACCGUUCUAGAGGAGAUGGAAGGGGUGGUAAAUCAUUACAUGAAUAAAGUUAGAACUUCUCAAAAAGAUAAGCCCUGUCUUUACCAACCUGGGAAAGUCAGCCUUGAUCCAAAGGGUGAUCGAAAGGUGGACGACCACACGAAUGCCACAUCAGAUGAUGCUGUGGGUAAGGGAAGCGAUGCCGUGUGCUACGACCAUAACAGCUUUGACAAACUCUUUACGGAAGAAAUGUUCGAGGGCUUGUUUAACUACUCGAUUUUGCAACUCUCUGCAUCCUUGGAGCUGCCACACGUGGUGUCAUUUUUUAUCAAGAAAUUUCAUCUCAACCCGUUGCAUGCCCCGGCACAGCGGGCGCGGAGGGAGCAGGGAUCCUUCCCGUCGAGUGAUCCGACCCAUCCCAAGUCUCAGCAAAGAGGGGAAUUACUGAAUGCCUACAUGUAUGCCUCCACACCCCAUCGGAAGCACGGCCCCGACGAGGACCACGUCGCGCACGACACGUCAUGGCAUUCCAUGACCUCCGUGGAGCCCGACCGCGGGUCUGGUUUGUUGGGGGGUGUCCCGCACCCUUCGGGUUUCCCCUUGAAGGAUCUUAACGAGCAAACCGACGCCAAGUGGCUGCUCUCGCCGUUCCGGAUCGCCCUGCGCACCCUUAAUGCCCCGACCGUGGUGGCCUUCCUGACGAGUCCGUCGGGGCUUCCGUAUGGAGGUGGGGGAGCCGUUGUGGAGCAUGUGGAGCCCCCCUGGGUGGAUCCCUUUCAGCGGUCUCCGCUAGAGGAGGUGCUCGGGAUGAUGCACGGGAUGGGGCCGAAUGGGCGCGCGCACGGUGCGGGGCGGGACCCUUCACCCAGGGGUCGAGGAACGCACCAGGGCUCCCGUCAGGCCUCCCCUGUGAAGACGUCAACGAUGACGCCCCGGAUGGCGCGGGCGCUGGAGGUUUGUGAGCAGCUCCUCUUGUAUGGGGCGACCACGAGUGGGCAUUUUGAUGCCAAUGGGAUGGACGCGUGGAUGCUGGCGGUGUCCAUCGAUGGGUAUGCAGGGGAGAGGGCCACGACAUUACUUCUGGCCAGCCAUAAGAAGUAUCACAGCACGAUUGGCGUUCCGGAAGAUCAGGAAAAUUACGUGGAGAUGCUUCAGCGGUGGCAUCAUCACAACUUCGGCCUGUCCCUUAACGUCACGUCAAUCGUACCCAUGUCGCGGCUCCCCAGAAUAGUUAGCCCAAAUUCCAAUGAUCAUGAAAACUUUUCACUGGUUCAGCAGACCGAUACGGGUUUGCUACGGAAGGGAGUGGAACGCAGCAGGCCAGGGUGUAAUCCACUCGGGGCUUCAAACUUUGAGCAGCAUCACUCUUCCUCUAUUGCCCCGCAUCCUGCGCAGACGACGACGUUCAUUUCUCCUCGCAUGCACUCGGAACCCCGAGUGAAUCUGGAGUCUAAGCGAAGUACUAAAGCGAUGGUGUUCUCACCGUUAGGUUCAAAAUUGUUCACAGCGAAAAUUGCUCAGCAAAAGGAUCCGUUCAUCUCGUCUGUGCCGGAUGAUAGCUUUCACACCGGCGACAGCACCCACGAGGAUAUGGGUUUCCAGUAUUAUUACUACGUCACGCUUCUCUUUGCCACGGCCGAGCACAACCCGGCUCUGCUCAAGACCAUACUCAAAGAAAUCAAAUUCACACAUAGUACGCAGGACCAAAGCGCCAUAUCAGUUGUUCAUCCGAUCACGAAAGACACUUUGCUUACCUUUAUUCUAAAGAAGGCUUACCGUCAUUCGCUUCUUUUGAGUGGCGGCCUGCCACAGGUGCCAUGUCAAGGUCAGACGAACAUCCGAGAGGGUACGAAAUUUACCUUCAAGAGGAAGACAUCAUUGCUUUUAGGGAGUAUCCACUCACACAAGAGCGUCACGCAGGGCGCAUCGAGAGACAGUUUACCACAGGUCCCACCUCGUACCCUUACGUUGCAGUCCGUGCAACCCCUCCUGAGGGUUGCGAUGAGCAUCGCCAAUCUUAUGGAGACUCCAGACUUGUAUCAUAGUGCCGGAGACGGGGAAACUGCCUUAUCCAUUGCGGUGCUGAUUGGCCACAUGGGUCUUGUCCGUCAGCUUGUUCUCGCGAAACCAUCUUGCCCGGAAUUGUUGAAACUGGUAUCAGGUUCAGCCUCUCUGCAGAAUACCGUGGGGUCAGAAGUGGCAGAAGGCGGGCAUCGGUCUAAGCAAACGGAAGGCGAGCAGCAUCCAAGCGACGAUCAAUACCACAGACUACUGUUGAUAAGUAACUUAUCUGAUGCGACUGUGCGUGCAAAUAUUGCAACUCGCCUGUACUACGACGAGGUGGACGGUGAGACGCUAUUCACCAUUUUAAGCUGUAUCGCCACGGAAGCAGGAAAGAGUGAGCUCAUCAACUUUCUGACGAUGGUGUAUCCUAACCUGCACCCCAUUCCCGCGCUCCAAAUCACCGCAGCCUACGCGUCCUAUGCAACGUAUUUCCUCACUGCACCAGCGUGCAUGAAUGCCUUCUGGGUAAACCUGUUGUACGCACAGUACGCGGGGCGGUUGGCUGAACUCAAUAUCACCACAGCCAAGUGGGAUCUCCUGCUCCAUGCAUUGCUCCCUGGUGCACCUGCAGCCGCGGUAUAUCUGAUUCAAAAGAAGUGCCCAGCACUUGAAAAUCCCAUGAAUGGUCUACAGGGCGCUUCCCAAGGAGGGCGGCAUCGCCUUGUGGAGGGAGUCGAAAUUGCAGAGGGGGCUUCAUCCCCAUUGCAGUGCCUCCGAGGAGACAAUAGAAAACCUACCCCGUCGCCUAAGGAAAAGAAAUCGAAUAGGGUACCCUUGAACCCGUGGAGCUAUAUUUCCUCCCGUGUGAGCCUCUUGCUGCAAAUGAUGGCACUUACCGCGGCUGACACCCUUAUUGUGAAGCCAACAGGGUUUCGCUCUUUCUUGAAAGCACCAGUCUCAGCAGAGGCGACAGCACCCUUACUUUUACCCAACGGCGCGAAGACUUAUCAAAACUCCUAUGAAACAAGCCAUGACAAGGGUACAACUGUGCACUUGAGUUCUACCACACCAACUCAAAACAACUCAAAGAAGGGUUUGCGUAUUAGCACGCGAGACCUCGCUUCUUUGGUAUCUACACCACGAAAUGAACGUGAGAGGGAAGGAAUGUCGGUGAGUAGCCAGCGGACCAGGGCGGGUGGAGGUGGUGAAAACGCCCUCGCUUGCGGCUGGGCCCACACGUUGCUUGGUGAUGUAGCGGAGCUUGCUGUUCGCUACGACGAUGUCGAUGUGUUUCUGGACCUCGUGCGGCUGCGUAUUCCACGGCAAGUGAAGCAAAUGCCGUCAAAACUACGGAUGCGGGAUCAGUCGCCACCGGGGUCUAAGCAAGGGAGGAAUGGGAAUGGUGGAACUCCAUCGAAUGCCACUCGUUCACAAUUUGCCGAUCCUUCGGUUGCCGCGGCACUGACCGCAGCCUCAGCUUACUGCCCCUCACUUGCGAGUGUGCACAAUACGUACCAACUGAACAGCGUACUAGAAAAGCUUCAAAGCGCACUUUGGCGUGAUAUCAUCGAGGAUAAACAUGUGGAUUUACUGGCAGUAGCUGCCGGAAGUAUUCGUCUGUUGCGGUAUUUGUAUGAGAGCAGCGAAAAUUGGUAUGCGGAAGAAGAAGCCAAGGGCUCUGCGGUGUUACAGCAGCUCAUGUCACCUUUACGGUACGACCGUAUAGACAUGCUAACCGGGAUCCCGGAGGGAAUUUCGUCCAGCAUGAGUAAAUCAACGGAGAUCUACCCACGAACCGGUGCAAAUGUACCUUUACACACUUCACUUUCGACCGUAACCAGCGUCCCAAAGGCCUUGGAGAUGCCUUGUCCUGUAGCGUUGGUGAGCAACUCUUCUUUUACCUCAAAACUAUCUACCACACACCGUAUCUUGGGUGAGGACUCCAUUGCUAGCAUUCCCGAAGUUUCAAAGGAGGAAGAAGCCAAAAACCAUACGCAUCAUUCACGAGGCUCUCAUACACCGACAAUUUUUCGGCACUCAUUGACCUCAGGACAUUCCAGUAGACCUGGGCAUGCCUCUUUCAGGGGAACGCGUGGGGGCUUGACCGUGGGAGAACAAAUACCAGACGAGGACGACGUGUACAACAGCGGCCGGUGGGUUGGUAAUUCUGAAUUGGGAGCUGACUUUACUAAGCGACAUAAGGUGAUGGCAGUGCUGUGGGGAACGGGCGCCGCCGCGAAGACGCUGGAGUAUGGGUCAGGUCGAUGCAAAGGUUUUGCAGCGAUGGCAGCUCCUCUUUUAAACCUCACCGUACCGCCAUGCCCCACAAAUGAUGAUUUUCGGCGAUCUCCUUUGACGCCAGGUGGGCACUCGUUACUCCCUUCGCAACAGAAGGGGGCAAAUGCAUUGCAUAUGACCGCAUUUCACAAUAUUGACCCUACGGGCUUCUCUAAUCAAUCCCAAUCGCAGCGGGUGUCCCCAUCGAUAGCAUCGAAUUCCUCCCCUAGGUGGUUUAUGUAUCUCAUAGGCGACUGGUGUAUGCACAACUCUUUAGUGUUGCACUCCCCCCACCCCUCCCUUGUGUCUCUGGAUGUUCUGGAAUUCUUUAUGAAUAGACGCGCACCGCUGAGCUUCUCCGUGCUUCGGCUGUUCUUGACGGGCACGUGGUUUUCCUUCACGGCGAAGAAUGAGCAGCCGCAAGGGGGCUGGUGGCAGCCCCCUGGCUGGCGCACACGUGGAGGGCAGCCGCUGAGUAUUCACUAUCAGAGUCCGGCACACGGCGACACCCUUUUACACCUUCUUGUUAUCAACGAUCAGUGCGAGCUAGCAGAGUACUACCUGGCAUACUGUUUGUACUACUUCGUCCGAAGUGGCCUAGAUGCACCACUCCCGCCAGCAUACCACAGUUGCGUCCCCGCCCUGCUUCGGGAGGUCGAGCCGAUCAAGGAGGCCGAUGAGGUCAGUAAGGGGGCCCAUAGUAAACCGUCGUUGCCCGUUCAUUUCUUGCGAACGAUGCUUCGCUGCAAUUCGCACGGUCUCACCCCAAUGGACUAUGCUCAUAAUCCUGGCAUGAUUUAUCUUCUGCAUAGUUACGGAUGUGUACCGCCAACCUAUCACCUGCACCCGCAGCGGCUCUCGCGAUGGCUAGGGUUUCGCACCCCCGACCGGUUUCAACCCUCCGGCAAGCUUCCUCGCAUUACCGCGGGCGAUCGCGGCGCCCGUGAGGGGAAGGGUGGUAGGAAGAAAUUUGUCGAGCCGCUCCGCACCUGCUUCAGCACGGAUGCGAGGAAUGAUCGCAAAGUAGCGUUCCCUAGCCAAUGGGAACGUGAGGAGGAUUUUUUUCCCGUUCCUCGCCUUGUCCUGAUCUCAGAGGAUCUUUUGUCGUAUCAUGACGAUAUCGAUGCGAAUACUAUCAAUAGGCCUAGCGAUUGCGUGCAGGGCCGUAGAUCUUAUAUUACGGACAUGACUCGACGAGGUUCUCAGUUACAGGGCUCGUCCUUGGGGAAAGGCGUCGCUCGGCGAGCAUCGUUGAGUGCGCCGCGUGUGCAAACUGAAAUAUCGGAUGCCGCUCUUUUCCGUGCCCUGCUUAUGUCGCAGCGUCUCACUAAUGAUUUCAUAAAGUCAAUCAUUCUCAGCGAUGACGUGAGUCUGCUACACAUUGGCUUGUGUUCAAGUGAUGAUGAGCUGGUCCAGCAGUACUGUUCCCUUGCAAAGCAUUCUCAAGACAGACUCACGGACGAGCACACUGCAAUGGAAGGGUCUGCUAGCAGUGUGAAGUCUGCGAAACUGAACACUAGUGAAGCAAGGAUGCCGGCGAAUGCAACGAUCCACGAUGUGCCACAGCCCCCACCUAUCAGUCAGAUACUUUAUCUCCUUCCACCGCUGCCUGGGGUGGAGUCGUAUUUGAAACUCAACACCUCUGUGUUGAAUUCAUUGACAAAUAGUUAUGGGAGCACUGAGGGUAUCGAAGAGGCUGCUGCUACUGAAACAACGGGGCGUAAAGUAUCACUCGGCAACCGAAGUAAAAGACAUAGUAGUCAGGUUCCCGAAGAGAGGGAGUCUAUUCCAACCACCGCAAAGCGAAGUAUUUGCUCCAAUCAGUCACAGUCCCACGGACCUGCUAAGCACGUUUCAUACAUCACACUGGACCUCCUCAAUUCUCUGGAACGACGUCCAUUUGUGGUGUAUCCUUUAUCUCUCCGACCUCUGUAUCCAGCAAUCGAGGAUGUCGAGCACCGACAAAACACUCUGCGCAUACAGAACCUAGGGAGUGCGAAGAGUAGAGACAGCACACGUAGGGUGGCCUCCAAGAAGGAACCCCAAUAUACCUCUUCCAACGCGUUUUUCAUGAAAAUGCUGUCUAUUCAUCGACACAUGAUGGCCCUGGCGUCCGCCGAGGAGGCGAAAAAGAUGCCGCACAAAUCUAAGCGGGAGCUGAUGGAGGACGCCUCGCUGUUGAUCGCCCUCACCCCGAUGCAGCUGGCCAUGGCGUGUGGGGCCGUCAAGCGAGGCCAGGGCGGGUCUCCCUCUGGUGCCGUUCUCCCUUAUCAAUACCAAAGCACCCUCCUCCGAGGAGGGGCCCCCCCUUUCUCAUCGAUGCGGGAUGCAAAAGGAGUAGGGGAGGGUUCUGCCGGGGAGGUCUUUUCGGCACCGGUGCAGCAGCCACCGCCCUUUUCUCUUCCUUCUACUUCCGGCGCGGCCUUGGCGAGCGCGCUGGACGCGUGGGUGGCGAGCGAGCGAGGGAGGUUGAACCGUGGACGAGCGGCAGCAACAGCAGGAGGAGGGCGGUUGUCUUCCCCGCGUGGAGGGCUCUCCUCGGGGCCGAUAUCGCCCAUCGCGGCCUCGUCGGAGAGGGAUACGGGCGCGCCAUCGGCAUUAGCCUCGAAAGGGGCUGUGGCCAAAGCGGAGCAGCAGCGUCUCAUGGGCUUGCUUUUGAGUGAGUUUGAUCGUUGUCUGGGCGUCGAGCGAGUCCAGGCGGAACUGGGGUUGGCCAUCAGUCCAAAUUAUGAUGUGAGCGCGGUAGGAGACGCCGUCGCCGCGGCACGCCAGUCAAAAGCAAAGAAGGAUCCUCAGUACAAGAAACGUCAUAGGUCACAGGAAUCUAGAAAGUAG